AUGGAUAACCAUUACCACAUCGUCAAGACUGUGGUCCCCGGCGGCGGUAUGGCAGCGAGCGACAUGCACGAGUUCAAACUAAUCAACAACGGCAAAACGGCACUGAUGACGGUUUACCAGCAGCGCCAGUUUGACAUGAGCAUAUGGAACAUUCAAGCGGGCAUGGGCUGGUUGAUGGAAAGUGUAUUUCAGGAGAUUGAUGUGGAAAGCGGCAAAGUGCUGUUCGAAUGGAGAUCGCUGGACCAUGUCGACCCGUCUGCUAGCUAUACAUACCCUGGACACACGGAUACCUCGGGCACCGGGCUGGAACCGCGCUCCCCGUGGGAUUACUUCCAUAUCAACUCGGUUGACAAGAACGCAGACGGGGACUACAUUAUUUCCUCACGUCACACGUGUGCAAUCUAUAAGAUUUCGGGCCGUGACGGGUCUAUAAUCUGGACGUUGCACGGGGCGAAUCCGACGUUUGAGAACAUCAACUUUAGUUUCUCCCAGCAGCAUGAUGCGCGGUGGCUGAGCGAGAACUCAACCCACACGCUGCUCUCUUUGUACAACAAUGGCUUUAACGGUUUCAACCGGACGCAUGACUAUUCUUCGGGUAUGACUAUCCUGAUAGACCAUGUGAGCAAUACUGCCACUCAGCUGCGCGAUUACCCGCCGCAGAAUCACGACAUGAUCAGCUCCAGUCAGGGCAACAUGCAGGUUUUGCCAAAUGGAAACGUCUUCAUUGGCUGGGGCAAUAACGCCUACGUCUCUGAGCACGAUGAGGAGGGCAAUAUCCUCUUAUGGGGUUAUAUCGACAAGGGCAACAUCAUGAACUACCGAGCCCAGAAGUUCCAGUGGGAGGGCAAUCCCACGGACAUUCCGGCUUUAUGGACAUACUCCAGAUCGAGUGACGACUCUUCUUCAACCACUUUCUACGUCAGCUGGAAUGGCGCCACGCGCGUCAAACACUGGCAGUUCUACGGCACGAACAAUUCCACCGGCAACUUUACACUGCUUGGGAAGACUCGAAAGGAUGGAUUUGAAACAACCUAUAUAGUUCCUGAGUUCUACCGCUACACAUAUGCCGAAGCUAUUGAUGAAACAGGAAACGUCCUCGGCAAGUCACGCGAGCAAUUUACCUUUACUCCCUCGCCAGUCCUCCAGGCAUACUGCGAAGAGACCAACUGCGAAAAUACCCAAGCCUACGGCGUUCCUGGCGAAGAAGGCGCAAAGGCUCUUAUACCCGAAGUCGGCCUCAACACUGUUCCUUGGGUGGACCCCGACAAUCCCGGUGCGCAUCAUACCUGGGGACAGACAUGGCCCCCUGUUCCCGAGGAUAAGCCAGAGGCUGUCAAGACUGUUUACAACCAAGUAGGAUGGGUCGCGCCGACGUUCGGUGUCCUUCUGGCCGUCAUCGGCAUCUACGUCGUGCUGCGGAUGUACCGCAGACAUCAGUUCUCCCGCUGGUUGAGGCGGCCAUCAUCCGAGCGCAUGGACGGAACCAGCGAGCCGAAAGCUGCGUUUGGGGUUUCGAGUCUGCCCUGGUGGAGCUGGAGGCGAUGGGUGUCUGGUGAACCACCACGAUACUUUCCUUUGAGUGAGCAGGAGCAAUCGCGGGACGAUGGGCGAACGCGAUAG
Aspergillus mulundensis is the source of this 1620-nucleotide messenger RNA. RefSeq names its product arylsulfotransferase family protein. The transcript is spliced from 2 exons. Lineage: Eukaryota; Fungi; Ascomycota; Eurotiomycetes; Eurotiales; Aspergillaceae. The record is from RefSeq and is a predicted model, not a curated record. Bases 1 to 1620 code for a protein of 539 amino acids.